Messenger RNA from Carassius auratus (goldfish), 2214 nucleotides. RefSeq names its product synaptic vesicle glycoprotein 2B-like. The coding region runs from base 1 to 2067 and encodes 688 amino acids. Gene Ontology annotation, molecular function: transmembrane transporter activity. The transcript is spliced from 12 exons. The record is from RefSeq and is a predicted model, not a curated record. Gene Ontology annotation, cellular component: neuron projection; synaptic vesicle membrane. NCBI's taxonomy places the organism in Eukaryota, Metazoa, Chordata, Actinopteri, Cypriniformes, Cyprinidae. Gene Ontology annotation, biological process: transmembrane transport; chemical synaptic transmission.
AUGGAUGACCCUUACCAAAACAAUAUAAACCAGCAGGGAGAAACAUAUCCCACAUAUGGAGGAGGAGAGUACACUUACCCCUAUCAGACAGACUACCCUCCUCAGGAGGAGGAAGAUGCUGCUAGUGAUGUCACCGAGGGGCAUGAUGAAGAUGAGCAGAUGUACGAGGGCGAGUACCAAGGCAUCCCUCAUCCGGACGAGAUCAAGGAGGCACGGAGAGCCGCCCGAAGGGAGGCCCGCAUGAAGGCCAGGAUGGCAACUGAUGUGGAGGAGGAAACAUUGCCUGAGCAAUACGAGUCCAUCAUGGAAGACUGCGGCCACGGCCGCUUCCAGUGGACCCUCUUCAUGGUGCUGGGUCUGGCCCUGAUGGCUGAUGGGGUGGAGUGCUUCGUAGUGAGUCUCGCCCUGCCCAGUGCUGAGAAGGACAUGUGCCUGUCGAAUGCUGACAAGGGCAUGCUGGGUUUAAUAGUGUAUGUGGGGAUGAUGAUCGGAGCUGUCCUGUGGGGCGGUCUGGCUGAUAAACUGGGCAGACGACAGUGUUUGCUCUACGCUCUGGCCAUCAACUGUAUCUUCUCCUUCCUGUCCUGUUUUGCACAGGGCUACGGGAUCUUCAUCUUCUUCAGACUCUGCUCAGGAAUCGGGAUCGGCGGCUCAGUCCCUGUCGUGUACACGUACUUCGCUGAGUUCCUGCAGAUGGAUAAGAGAGGAGAACAUCUCAGCUGGCUGUGUUUGUUCUGGAUGCUUGGAGGACUGUAUGCUUCCUUCACCGCAUGGGGAAUCAUCCCACAUUAUGGCUGGGGUUUCAGUAUGGGGACAGAGUUCCAGUUCCACAGCUGGAGGGUGUUUGUGCUGGUUUGUUUCCUUCCCUCUGUGGCUGCUCUCGCUGGACUGGUGUUCAUGCCAGAAAGUCCCCGUUUCCUCCUGGAGAGCGCACGACACGAUGAGGCCUGGAUGAUCCUGAAGCAGGUUCAUGACACUAACUGGAGGGCGAAGGGAGAGCCAGAGAGAGUGUUUCAAGUUUCACAGAUCAAAACUCCUCAGACACAGGAUGACGAGUUCAUAGAGAUUCAGAGUGAAACUGGCACUGCCUUCCAGAGAUUCAUGGUCAGACAUAUGACUCUGGUUAAACAGGUCAUGAAGAACAUGCUGUCUCUCGCCGCACCUGAUCUCAGAAUCCAUGGUUUGUUCAUUGCCAUUGUGUGGUUUACCAUGGCCUUCAGCUUUUACGGCCUGGGAGUGUGGUUUCCUGACCAGAUCAAGCUCCUCCAGUUUGAGGAGUUCGAGUCCAAUGUCAAGAUCUUUCAUCGUGAGAAAGUGGAACGCUUUCAUUUCAACUUCACUCUGCAAAAUCAGGUCCACAAGGAGGGGGAGUAUAUCCAUGACAGGUUUAUCAACAUAGAAAUACGAAACGUGAAGUUUGAGGAAUCACUCUUCGAGAACUGUUAUUUUGAGGACAUCAGAUCAACAGACACCUUCUUUGAGAACUGCACUCUUAAAAACACGGUCUUCUACAACACUGACCUGUGGGAAGAUUCCAAGUUCAUUAACUGUAAGCUGGAAAAUACGACAUUUCUGCACCCCAAAAAAGGCUGCCAUCUAAAUUUCCAAGAGGAAAAUGACGUCCUGAUCUAUCUAGUCAGCUUCCUGGGCAGCUUGUCUGUAUUACCGGGCAACAUCAUAGCAGGCCUAUUAAUGGAUAAAGUAGGACGACUUAAGAUUAUAGGGGGAUCCAUGUUAUGCUCCGCUGGCUGCACGUUCUUCGUGCUCCUGUGCUUCAGUCAGUGGGCGGUCGUCCUGUUCCACUGCCUCUUCUUCGCAGCCAGUGCCGCAGCUUGGAACGGCAUUGAGGUCAUCACAGUGGAGCUCUAUCCAGCCUCCAAAAGAGCCACAGCUUUCGGUGUGCUGAAUGGCACAUGUAAACUGGCAGCUAUCAUUAGCACUUUCAUCUUCGGCAAGUUUAUCGGCAUCACCAAGAUCGUCCCCAUCAUCCUGUCCUUCUCAGCGCUGGUGUGCGGAGGACUGCUAGCGUUUAAGUUGCCUGAGACACGAGAGGUCAUUCUUCAGUGAAAAAGCCAAACUCCUCAAGGCCUCAGCGUUGGGUCCAGCUGGACACUGGAUGACCGCAUGCUGGACAGAUGAACACUUCCAGCAAAAGAGAGAGCUGAGUCACGUCAAGCUGAUAUGUUAGGACCACUGUAACCUAGUAUUACUUUA